Molecule: messenger RNA, 541 nt
Organism: Coregonus clupeaformis (lake whitefish)
Lineage: Eukaryota; Metazoa; Chordata; Actinopteri; Salmoniformes; Salmonidae
Product: voltage-dependent calcium channel subunit alpha-2/delta-3-like
Exons: 7
Coding region: 89-541 (150 amino acids)
Cellular component (GO): voltage-gated calcium channel complex
Molecular function (GO): voltage-gated calcium channel activity
Source: RefSeq, a predicted model, not a curated record
UUACCUUAUAGACAACAACGGAUUUAUUCUGGUCACAGAGGACUACUCUCAGACGGGGCUGUUCUUUGGAGAGGUGGAGGGUGCUGUUAUGAACAAGCUGCUUCUCAUGGGCUCCUUCAAAAGGAUCACUCUGUAUGACUAUCAGGCUCUCUGUAGAGAGUAUGCUGGCAGCAGUGACAGCUCCUGCUCUUUAUCACAUCCCUUCUCCAUUGUGAAAUGGCUCCUGACCGAACUUGUCAUUUUCCUGCUGGAGUUCAACCUUUACAGCUGGUGGCAUGUUGAUCUCUCAGUCAAAGCCCAAAGAUCGAGGGGAAAGACCAUGAUGGUGCCAUGUGACACGGAGUACCCUGCCUUCGUCUCUGAGCGCACCAUCAAAGAGACCACGGGAAACAUCGACUGUGAGGGCUGUGCCAGAUCUUUUGUAAUUCAGCAAAUUCCUAGUAGUACCCUCUUCAUGGUCGUCGUGGACAACAAGUGUGACUGCAGCUCUGCCCCCCUGGUUUCCAUGGAUCCCAUCGAGAUUAUGUAUAUCAUUUACUAA